AUGAGGUUUGCUAGAGAGGGUCUUUGGCAUAAGGUGAGGGGAGAAGGUAGAAGAAGGGAGACAAAAUGGGAUAUAGCGAGAGAAGGGAAGAGGAUGGAUAAACAAAAAGCGUCCUCCUCGUCUUUUUUUGUAACUGAAUUUGGGGAUAGGUGGAAGGCAAGGGAUUUGUUCUUUGAAUUCAAAAACCUGGGAGAAAUAGAGGAAGUAGUUAUACCGCCAAGAAAAGAUAAGUUUGGGAGACGCUUUGGUUUUGUCUGUUUUCUCAAUGUUAAAGAUGAGGAGCUCUUGGCAACAAAGCUGGACAAUAUUGUUCUUGAUGAUAGAAAGAUCUUUGCGAACUUGCCACGCUUUAGUAGGUCAAAUCUUGCUAAAACGUCUGGUGUAGAAGCAAAAACGAGGGCACCAACUCAGACGCCAUUGAAAGGAUACGGUGGCGAUAGAUUCGGGGGAAACAAAUACGGAAAGUUUGACAAAAACCGCUCCUAUGCGAAGGUAACCCAGAAUAUCAGGGGUUGUUCUAAUGAUACAGGAGAUAAUCUGAUGAAAAAAAUUGUGUCCUUCCAACCAGGUUAUGAUGUUUUAUCGCAGUAUAAGAAUGCAUAUACAGGCUGGAUUAAGGAGGCGGGAAAGAUGGCUGACUUGAAAAGUUUGUUCCUUGAAGAAGGCAUUUUCACUAUUAGGAUCACUCGUCUGGGACCUAAUCUAUGCAUCUUGGAGGACCUGGUCGAAGGAGAAGUUGAACUGUUUAUGGAGGAAAAGAAAUCUUGGUGGGAGCAGUGGUUUAGCAAGUUAAAGAGAUGGGAGCCAGAAGACAUAGAUAAAGAGAGGGUGGCUUGGAUAAGGGUGAUGGGUGUUCCUUGUCAUGCCUGGUGUGAAAAGUGUUUCUGUCUUCUAGUGGAUUCCAUUGGGGUGUUUAUGAAAUGUGAAGAAGGAACGUUAUUGAAGAAUAGGAUGGAUGUAGCAAAUAUUUGUAUCAGAACCAAGAUACAAGACAGAGUGGAUGUGGUAGUAAGGCUAUCCAUUGAAGGGCAGUUUUUUGAUGUUAGAAUGAUGGAGGAUAUCCAUGGUUUCUCGGAAAGGCCAAAGUAUAGAGCUUUCGGAGAAGAAGCGGAAUCGGAAGAGUUCUCUCAGUCGGAGGACGGCAAGUACGACGGGGAGGAGGCGGUAGAUGUUCUUCUCGAGGAAGUUGAUGAAGCGCAGCAUGUUGAUGUUGAUGGGACGAACCCUACUAAUAGGAUUAGUCUAUUGGCCUCUAGUUUUGAUUCAAAGUGUCGGAACCUUUCGAAAAAGGUUUCUUUUGGUGUAUCUGAUUCUGGUAAUGUUGAGUGGCCCGAGGCAGAAAGGGAGCAAGCAUUUAAUGUUAGUGGGUCAGAAGGAAAUAUCAGUGAAGUAGGGGAGUAA
Molecule: messenger RNA, 1401 nt
Organism: Vicia villosa (hairy vetch)
Lineage: Eukaryota; Viridiplantae; Streptophyta; Magnoliopsida; Fabales; Fabaceae
Exons: 1
Coding region: 1-1401 (466 amino acids)
Molecular function (GO): RNA binding
Source: RefSeq, a predicted model, not a curated record